Messenger RNA from Dermacentor andersoni, 1003 nucleotides. The record is from RefSeq and is a predicted model, not a curated record. Lineage: Eukaryota; Metazoa; Arthropoda; Arachnida; Ixodida; Ixodidae.
CAGACCUUUCAGCACUUAAGGUAUGGCCCAUAAGUAAUGUCCAGAAAAUGCUCAUGCUGUCAUGGAAGUGGCAGCACAUUGUUAUGCCGGAAGGGCAUACUGCUAGUGUUUUUCCAAACUUUCUUGUCAUUAUGGUAGUGUAAGGCCUUGUUUGUGGAGCUGUGUUCAUGAGUGUUAGUGCUUUGGCACACAAAUCAUGGGAGCAUCAUAAUGCUAGUGGAUGUGUUUGAAUUGGCAUCUCUGCAGCUGCUACAAGUUAUUCAUGAAAUCAAGAGACAUUCGACAAAUAGUGACGAGAAUUGCCCUUAUCUAUUCAAAACGUUGGUUUCCACACAGACAGCUGCUUUAUGGAAACAUUGUGGAGAGAUCAUUUUCUUCUGUGAGAUGAGCUAUGCCAUUUUUGAAUUUGUGAAGUCUAAAGAAGCCGAAGGUGUAUCAGUUUCGUGGGCGUUGGAUAGGCAGUGCCGCUGGCCUGACCAUGUAAAGACUGAAAAAGCCAACAGAAUGGUUGCUCUGCAGGCAGCAUGGAAAUGCUUUGACAUUGCUGUCAAAGGACUGUUUGGCCUGGCUUCAAGUCAAGUGUCAAGUGGAGCUACCAGCAGGGAGGGAAAAUACCAAGAACAGGCUUGCUGUUACCUUCAAAUUCAUCAUGGAGUGAACGUGAUAACCACUCUAUUGAUGCAGGCAAGCACUACAAUAGACUCUAUUUUUUAUUUAGGUCAAUAUUUAGCUGAUCAAAAAUGUAACUGUGGAAAGGGCUUGGGUUUCUGAAUCGUUUAGUUUCUAUGCACUGUUAGUCAGAGCCAGAUCCAUGUCACAUUGUGGGCACAAUUGCAAGCAUUGUUUACAGGUAAUAUAAGCAAAGAAGGCAACAUUUCAGAAACCAACUCCUUUGCAUACAAUUUUGACCCUUCAGGUUAUACUGUAAUGCUAUUUUAUUACAAUUAUGCUUUUCAGAUCAACCAAUGGAAGUGGAAAAGCCACAAAGUGCACCUGCUGAACA